UGGCCGCGUCGGUGUUUUGACGAAUAGUACUUUUGUGUUUGUUUCAUUCUCCUCAGAAAUCGAAGAAAACGUUUCCCGAACUGGAAAAAAACAACCACGCGUGUUUGAUGUUUUAAUAUAAAGAUUUAAUUUAGACAAUCACAUCUUAUUAAUAUUUGUUUUAUGGUUCAGACUAUGCACUUUUGGUGUUUAUAAGGUAGCUAGCUGACUGGCUAGCAACACAUUUAAGCUGAAAAUUAAAAGAAAAUCGAUGGAGCAGCUCAGUCCUGAGGAGAUUCGAAGGCGGCGACUGGCCCGGUUAGCCGGAGGGCAGACGUCUCAACCAAGCACCCCCCUUAGCACACCUUUGACCUCUCCACAGAGAGAGACCCCCCCAGGACCCUUACCCGGACCCUCUGGGGCCUCGUUGCAGUCUGUCCCACCAGCUCCAUCUCACACUCUGGGCCUUAAUGCCCAAAAUGUCACCCCUGCCACCUCUCCAAUGGGGGCAUCAGGGGUCGCUUACCGCAGCCAGAGCAGCGAGGGGGUCAGCUCUCUCUCCAGCUCUCCGUCUAACAGCCUGGAGACGCAGUCCCAAUCUUUGUCCCGCUCUCAGAGCAUGGACAUCGACACGGCCUCCUGUGAGAAGAGCAUGUCCCAGGUUGAUGUGGACUCAGGAAUAGAGAACAUGGAAGUGGACGACAGUGACCGCAGAGAGAAAAGGAACUUGGCUGAAAGGGACUCCACGUCUAAUCCUGACAUCUCUGAAGAGCAUGCUCUGCAGCUCAUAUGUAAGAUCUUGCGUGUUUCCUGGAAGGAACAGGACCGUGAUGUCAUCUUCCUGCCUUCACUUGCUGCUGAGUUUCAGAAGAACCCUAAGGAUGUUUACUCUGACUUCAAAGACCUGAUAGGUCAGAUUUUAAUGGAGGCUCUCAUGAUGUCCACCCGUACGCGUGACUGUAACCCAUUCGCCAGCUUGACCGCCACAUCUCAGCCAAUUACUGCUGCCAGAUCCCCGGACCAUCACCUGACUCUCAUCCCGCCCUCCAGCCAGAGCGGCAGUCCCAUGAUGCCCUCCGCAGGCUCAUUUGGUGCCAGCUCUCUGUCUAGCCUGGGUGCAUCUGGAGGGGGAAUGGUUGGUGACUCAGGUAGUGACCGCUUUACCAUAGAGUCCAGUAAAGAGACCGAGAUGUUGAACUACCUCAUCGAGCGUUUUGACAGUGUGGGUAUGGAGGAGAGGAAAGCACCAAAGAUGUGCAGCCAACCAGUUGUCAGUCAGCUGCUAAGCAACAUACGUUCCCAGUGUAUUUGCCAUGCUGCACUAGUGCUUCAAGGUGCCCUCACCCAGCCCAGAGCCCCUCUACAACCCUCCCUGCUGGUUCCCUACAUGCUGUGCCGGAACCUUCCGUACGGCUUUAUCCAGGAGCUGGUGCGCAUGACUCACCAGGAGGAGGAUUUGUUUAAACAGAUCUUUGUUCCCAUUCUGCAAGGGCUUGCGCAAGCUGUGAAAGAAUGUUCCUUUGACUCUGACAACUUCAAGUAUCCUCUGAUGGCUUUAGCUGAGCUUUGUGAGGUCAAGUAUGGGAAGACUCACCCCAUAUGCAGUUUGAUCACCUCUCUGCCAUUGUGGUGUCCUGACCCACUCAGUCCUGGGACAGGAAGAGAAAUUCAAAGACUCUCCUUCCUGGGGUCUUUCUUUAGUCUGUCUGUGUUUGCAGAGGAUGAUACUAAAGUGGGAGACAAGUACUUUUCAGGUCCUGCCAUAACUAUGGAGAACACUCGUGUGGUCAGCCAGUCGCUUCAGCACUAUUUGGAGUCUGCCAGGGGAGAUCUAUUUAAAAUCUUGCACAACAUCUUGCUGAAUGGAGAAACAAGAGAAGCAGCUCUGAGCUAUAUGGCAGCUCUGGUGAACCGUAAUGUGAAGAAGGCUCAGAUGCAGACCGAUGACAAGCUAGUAUCCACAGAUGGCUUCAUGAUGAACUUCCUGUGGGUUCUGCAGCAGCUGAGUAUGAAGAUCAAGCUGGAUACAGUGGAUCCCCUUUACAUCUUCCACCCCAAGUGUCGACUAAACGUCACCCCUGAAGAGACCAGGCUCAAAGCCACGAUGGAGGAGCUGAAGAGUUGGACCACAGAGCUGCAUGGUGACUCAUCCAAGUUUUCAGAGCCCAAGUUUCCCACCGAGUGCUUCUUCCUCACUCUACAUGCACAUCACCUGUCCAUCCUGCCGUGCUGUCGACGCUACAUACGUAGACUGAGGGCCAUACGAGAUCUGAACAGAACGGUUGAGGAGUUGAAGAACAGUGAGAACCAGUGGAAGGAUUCCCCGUUGGCUAGUCGUCAUCGGGAAAUGCUGAAGAGAUGUAAAACCCAGCUGAAGAAACUGGUGCGCUCUAAAGCCUGUGCAGACGCAGGGCUCCUGGAUGAGAACCUGCUGCGCAGAUGUCUGCAGUUCUUCAGUAUGGUCAUCCAGCUUAUCCUGCGCAUGGUGGAGCCUGCCUAUCCACAUGUUAGCCUGCCUCUGAACCCAGAGAUCCCAAAAAGCUUUGCAGCACUCCCUGAGUUUUACAUUGAAGAUGUGGCCGAGUUCCUGCUUUUUAUUGUGCAGUACUUUCCCCAGGUCCUGUAUGAGCCAUGCACUGAGGACAUCGUGACCUUCCUGGUGGUCUUCAUUUGCAGUGAGAACUACAUAAAGAACCCGUACUUGAUCGCCAAGCUGGUGGAGGUGCUCUUUGUCACCAACCCUGCUGUGCAGCCGCGCACCCAGCGGUUCUUCGAGAUGAUGGAGAACCACCCGCUGUCUGUCAAUCAGCUCGUCCCUGCCCUCAUGAAGUUCUACACAGAUGUGGAGCACACUGGAGCAACUAGUGAGUUUUAUGACAAGUUCACCAUCCGCUACCACAUCAGCACCAUAUUUAAAAGCCUGUGGCAAAACAUUGGCCAUCAAGGGACCUUCCUGGAGGAGUUCAACUCUGGAAAGCAGUUUGUGCGCUACAUCAACAUGCUAAUCAACGAUACAACUUUUCUGCUGGAUGAGAGUCUGGAGUCUCUGAAACGCAUUCACGAGAUCCAGGAGGAGAUGAAGAACAAUGAGCAGUGGGACCAGCUGCCCAGGGACCAGCAGCAAAGCCGUCAAUCCCAGCUGACUCAGGAUGAGCGGGUGUCACGUUCCUACCUGGCUUUAGCCACAGAGACAGUAGACAUGUUCCACAUCCUCACCAAACAGGUCCAGAAGCCCUUCCUGAGGCCUGAAUUGGGUCCUCGUCUGGCUGCCAUGUUGAACUAUAACCUUCAGCAGCUGUGUGGGCCUAAAUGUCGAGACUUGAAGGUUGAAAACCCAGAAAAAUACGGUUUUGAGCCAAAGAAGCUCCUGGAUCAGCUCACUGAUAUCUACCUGCAGCUGGACUGCGCUCGAUUUGCUAAAGCCAUCGCAGAUGACCAGCGGUCAUACAGCAGGGAGCUCUUUGAGGAGGUCAUUUCCAAAAUGAGAAAGGCCGGCAUAAAAUCCACCAUUGCUAUUGAGAAAUUCAAACUCUUGUCUGAUAAGGUAGAGGAGAUAGUGGCCCGCAAUUCACAGUCUGAGAUGGAUUACAGCGACGCCCCAGAUGAGUUUAAAGAUCCCCUGAUGGACACUCUCAUGUCGGACCCCGUGCAACUGCCCUCUGGUAACAUCAUGGAUCGGGCCAUCAUCCUGAGACACCUUCUGAACUCUCCCACAGAUCCAUUCAACAGACAGCCUCUCAAUGAGAGCAUGCUGGAGCCAGUCCCAGAGCUGAAAGAGCGAAUCCAGGCCUGGAUGAGAGAGAAACAGAGUGGCCGUUUUUCUCAGUGAACCAAGCUUACCUUCAGAUGAAAUGUUUUCACCACGCUGGAUGUGAACUGAAUCGAACAGGAUGUAAUACGACAGUACCUAAAUUGUUUUGCCUCCCUUUGUCCUCUUAUUGAGCCCAUGCCUGAAAGGCUUAUGGUUCUAAAUUGAAACAUAAUAAAGUUUAGACUUUUGAAAGA
Molecule: messenger RNA, 3984 nt
Organism: Triplophysa rosa
Lineage: Eukaryota; Metazoa; Chordata; Actinopteri; Cypriniformes; Nemacheilidae
Gene: ube4b
Product: ubiquitination factor E4B, UFD2 homolog (S. cerevisiae)
Exons: 27
Coding region: 251-3808 (1185 amino acids)
Biological process (GO): protein polyubiquitination
Cellular component (GO): cytoplasm; nucleus; ubiquitin ligase complex
Molecular function (GO): ubiquitin-ubiquitin ligase activity
Source: RefSeq, a predicted model, not a curated record